AUGUCGAGCGACACCCUUACCUGGCUGCUGACCAAGAACACGUCGUCCUUCCUCGUGAAGCGCAACGGCAACGAGUUCGCGCGCGAGAAGUUCAACCUGCUCAACCGCAACUGCCGCAAGUACUCGGGCCUGGCCGCCACCAAGGCCGUGGACGUCUCGAUCGCGGACAAGAAGGUGACCCUCUCGACCAAGAUCGAGAAGGCCGCCAAGAAGCCCGUCAAGGCCGUGAACGCCGUGCCCCUCCGCAAGGGCGCCCGCGGUGGUGCCAACACCAUCCGCGCCAACAUCUCGCGCAACUACUACCGCCGCGACCUGAAGAAGGCCGCCCUGGCCAAGUGGUCGCGUCUGUCCACGGUCGCCAAGGUCGAGAAGGGUGUGCUUCAGAAGAAGGCCAUCCGCAGCCGUCGCAUCAAGGCUUAA
This is a messenger RNA of Phytophthora sojae, 420 nucleotides long. RefSeq lists its product as hypothetical. Gene Ontology annotation, biological process: translation. Gene Ontology annotation, cellular component: ribosome; cytosolic large ribosomal subunit. Gene Ontology annotation, molecular function: structural constituent of ribosome. The record is from RefSeq and is a predicted model, not a curated record. Lineage: Eukaryota; Oomycota; Peronosporomycetes; Peronosporales; Peronosporaceae. The coding region runs from base 1 to 420 and encodes 139 amino acids. The transcript is spliced from 2 exons.